AUGGUGCUAAAAAGGUUGGACAAUAAUAUAGAGGUACUCAAUGAUGCAGAACAACUGGGCGACGAAAUGAUUCGUAUUGGUACUGAGUUGGGUGACGAUGCUUAUGGCACUUUGCUGAAGCGAUGUGGCGAAGCUGAACGAACCAUAGGAACGGCAAUUUCGGAUUUCCGACGACGCGUUGAAGACGGAUAUUUGGGUGCUCUUCGCAGCUACUCCCACAACUGUGCAAAGUCUGCUCUGAAAGAAUGCGAAAAGCUAGAGGAUUUGCGACUAGAUCUGGACCGGGCCAAGACCCUUCUGAAGCGCUCUAAAGAUGAUGCGAGCAAAAAGCAGAAAUACGAACAACAAGUUUCAGAAGCGCAGACUGCGUACACUCGUCAGGUGGACAUUACCAAGAGACAUUUGGAGCAAAGCAUCGCAGACUUUGGGAAGCUUCGUGACUCCUUGAUCGAGUUUAUGAAGAGUGAACGCGAAUACUACGAACAAUGCCUUCGAGCAGUGAAUGAAGCACUUCAAUGA
Messenger RNA from Dicrocoelium dendriticum, 519 nucleotides. NCBI's taxonomy places the organism in Eukaryota, Metazoa, Platyhelminthes, Trematoda, Plagiorchiida, Dicrocoeliidae. The record is from the annotation of a GenBank genome assembly.